UUCCUUUACAUGAACAGCAUACUAGAAUUUUUAUUGCUGAAAAUAUAAUAGAGCAAGUAGAGUAUUUUGGGCUGGGUAAACAGUUGUUGUCUUUAACUAUGGACAAUGCUGCGAAUAUGGAUGCAUGUGGUUGUCAUUUAGCAACCCUACUUGAAUCACAAGUUCUGGAUGAUUCUCAGAUUGAAGAAGAUACGAUUAAAGGUCAAAUUGCAAAAAAAAUUAGUAGAAAAAUUGAUUAUUAUUGGAAUGAAUUGCAAACAUAUUUUCAUGAAGCAGUUCUUCUUGACCCAUCAACCAAAUUUACAACCUUUGAACAUAAAAAUACUAUAUCACAAACUGAAACUCAAACUGAAACAACAUCUGCAUGUGACUAUUUUAGACGACAAAUAAAGCAAAUACAUCAUAGUAGUUUUACAUUACAUAAUGAUGUAUUGGAUGAAUAUCUUAAUGCACCUGAUGAAGAUAUAAAUGUUCUUACUUAUUGGAAGGUGAAAUCUUCAUAUUUACAUUGGAUGCCUCUUGCUCGAAUGGCACAUGAUUAUUUGAUCGUUCAAGUAACUAGUGUAACUAGUGAGCAGAUUUUUUCAAUUGCUAAACAUAUUAUAAGUAAAACAUAA
Molecule: messenger RNA, 617 nt
Organism: Cetraspora pellucida
Lineage: Eukaryota; Fungi; Glomeromycota; Glomeromycetes; Diversisporales; Gigasporaceae
Source: the annotation of a GenBank genome assembly